AAUGUAGACUGAGAAGCUGGGAGUAAUUGGUUUGGUAGCAUUACAAUUUUAUUUACAAGUGCUUUAAUUCCAUAUGUUUAUUUCCGUAUUAUCACAUAAAAAAGUUUUUUUAGUAACGUUCUGAUAGCCAGCAUAAUACUACGUUUUACAGAGACCAGUGCAUUUAUCUCAGAAAGUUUAACCCCAAAACUAAGGAAAGUAAGAGAAUUUUUAAGGGCAUUUUGAGUUGGAAAGUUAAUUUAAUUAUUCAAUAGUCGUGAUUUGUGGGAAUUGUAUUAAUGUCCAAUUAACAAAGAAUCAUGAGUUUACUGCACAACGUGGAUGUUCCCUUUGAGAAGGCCACUUUUGGGCUAGGCUGCUUCUGGGGUGUAGAGACCCUCUUUGGGGGCAAAACAGGGGUCCUACGUACCAGGGUGGGGUAUGGAGGGGGCAAAGCUCCCAACCCCACCUACAAAAAAAUCCAAGACCACACGGAGAUCACACAAGUGGAUUUUGACCCGAAGAUAGUCAGUUACGAAGAGUUAUUGGAUAUGUUCUGGAAAAACCAUGAUCCGACAUUCAAAACUAAAACUCAGUACUGUUCACUGAUCCUGUACCAUAGUCCAGAGCAGAAGUCUUUGGCAGAGAAGACACGAGAUGAGUUCAAGAAGACGUCUAAGGAUGAAGUAUUGACUAGAAUUGAGCCUUUUGAGACCUUCUAUGAUGCGGAGGGCUACCAUCAGAAGUAUCACCUCCAGGAGCAUGCCAGCCUACUACCUACUUUGGGCUUCCAGAAAGAUGAUGAGCGUCUUAAGACCUCCCACCUGGCUUCAAAGAUCAACGCCUAUCUGGUGGGGAUGUCGACGGUGGAACAGUUUGACACUGAGGUGACCUCUCUGGGUUUGGAUGAAGAGACCACUAAGUACAUCCGCGAGUACAAUGUCCAGAACCAAGGGAGAGGGAUGACCUGCUGAAAGCCGUGUGGAGUGCUUUAAACUCUUUGUAAAGUCUUUGGAAAAACAUAGAGUUCAAUUCAAAAUAAUUAUUAGUUAUCUGUAUUGUAGUGAAUAGUGCCAAAUCUUAACAAUUUUACUAACAGUCCACUAAUUGAUUCAGUACCUCAAGAAAUACAAUUACUUUACUGAUCAUUUCAGUUUGCAUUAUAUACAGGAGAUUUGUCAAUAAAAAUGACUUAUCUGGGCUUAUUACAGCCAUUCAAGCAAUAGCUUGUCUAUCUUAAAUACAGAAAAGGAAUUUGCACAUCCUGAUUAUUUCACUGGCAUUGGCAACAAUAUUUGAGUUACAAAUGUGUGUUGGUUAUUUUUGUAACUUGUAUAUCCAACAUUAAAUUGUAAGGCAUCGUACUAAAAAAUCCUAAAGUGAAAAGUUACAAAAACUAGCAAAUCUACUAAAUUAAAUUUUUUGUAUGAAUUGUACCAGCUUUAUCAUAAUUGUCAUAAGUAUUUAGUUAGCCAUGUUUACCAUCUACGUUUAGAAUGUAACAUUAUGUAAACUUCACACAAAGACGAAACCAUAAAAAUGUUCUAAUACUUAGUUGAUAUAAAUAACAAUUUAUUGUGAUCCUUUUGAAAUCCUCAAAGUGGUUUCAUCUGCUCUGUAAAGAUAUACACUUUUUGCCGUCAUUUACUUUUUUUAUUGUCAAACAAUCUAUUAACUGAUCUUCAUUCCAGUCAUACUCAUCCCAAAAUAAUAGAAUCAUAAUUAUUAAAAAAAUAAUCCAAUUUCUCAAACUUGUUUUGACACUGGAUAUUUACUUAGGUAUUAAGCUUCUGCCACCAAAAUGGUAACUACAUGUACAAUUACUCAAAGUGCCUUAUGUUAUUUUUAUCAUUUUGUAAAACUUGUUAUUGUAUUGCUACCUCAUUAUUAUACUAAUAAAUUGUUUUAUUUGCA
Messenger RNA from Homalodisca vitripennis (glassy-winged sharpshooter), 1893 nucleotides. Its product is annotated as peptide methionine sulfoxide reductase-like. Gene Ontology annotation, molecular function: peptide-methionine (S)-S-oxide reductase activity. NCBI's taxonomy places the organism in Eukaryota, Metazoa, Arthropoda, Insecta, Hemiptera, Cicadellidae. The record is from RefSeq and is a predicted model, not a curated record. Bases 300 to 953 code for a protein of 217 amino acids. The transcript is spliced from 5 exons.